AUGGUUUAUACAAGAAUCACAGGCUUCUUCUCUCCUAAGAGCAUUUAUCCACUAGCAGCACCAUCCAGCUCAGAGAAAGAAUGGAUCUUUACACUCUGGACAAGCACAACUCCUCCAAGACCAAUAUUAUGUAAAAUGCCACACUCUUGCUACAUGAGCCUCAAAAUGGAACCAAUAUUCAGAGACAGUAUAUACGAUAUCAGUGUUUGGGGCUACAUCCUGAAAUACGGUAGCGACAGAUGUUUGGAGAGCCGUACUUUGGGUACAAAUACCUUGGUACUGAUGACCGUAUACACCGAACUUAAGCCCAAGCGCUGUAUGCUAACGGCCAUGUUAUUGAUCAUGCGAAAUCCAAUGCCCACAAUCCACUGUGUCGAACGAGUACCCGAUAGGAAGACAUUGACCGUAAUUGUCACCGUCAAGGUUGCUGUGCGUAUAUCAAAGGAAUCCAAUCCAAGAUCAGUGUCUUCAACACCUGUUAUGAUAUAUGUCAUUCUUUCGGCACCAGAAAACAAAAUGACACCUUCCCCUUCCUCCUUGCUACCACCAGCACUUCUGCCAUUACCAUCACUGCAAACACCCAGAUUCACACAUUUACCAAUCAUAAAAUCAGCAACAAAACCUUCGGCACUAUUUACACUAUGGCCUGUUACUCACCAGGUGAAAAAAAUAGAAACAAGUCCUUUUAGAUGUACCAAUCUAAAUUGUUUGGAGAACAUGGACGGGUCAGAGGUUAUGCAUCGUUUAUGGAAUCGGGAUCUUGCUGCUGUCCUGAACUUCCGGCAUAUGCUUAACAAUCUGAGAUAUGAUGGGACUAUACAUGUAAGGUUCACCCGCGUCAUUCGGAUUAGACGUAUCAGAAGACAAGCAGAAGAAGAUCUCCAGGAGGGUCGUCGUUUUAGACAAAGACUGACUAGACUUCAAAGAAGAUGA
This is a messenger RNA of Phycomyces blakesleeanus NRRL 1555(-), 933 nucleotides long. RefSeq lists its product as hypothetical. Bases 1 to 933 code for a protein of 310 amino acids. The transcript has 3 exons. Lineage: Eukaryota; Fungi; Mucoromycota; Mucoromycetes; Mucorales; Phycomycetaceae. The record is from RefSeq and is a predicted model, not a curated record.